Messenger RNA from Zasmidium cellare ATCC 36951, 2154 nucleotides. RefSeq lists its product as uncharacterized. Gene Ontology annotation, biological process: DNA-templated transcription; regulation of DNA-templated transcription. Bases 1 to 2154 code for a protein of 717 amino acids. Gene Ontology annotation, molecular function: DNA-binding transcription factor activity, RNA polymerase II-specific; zinc ion binding; DNA binding. NCBI's taxonomy places the organism in Eukaryota, Fungi, Ascomycota, Dothideomycetes, Mycosphaerellales, Mycosphaerellaceae. The record is from RefSeq and is a predicted model, not a curated record. The transcript is spliced from 3 exons.
AUGUCCGAGGCGAUCCUGCUUCAGCCGGUCAACAAACCCGGAACGUCAUGUCUGGGCUGCCGGCGAAGAAAGUUGAAAUGUAGCCGCGAGCCGGACGGAUGCAACAACUGCACCAAGUCAGAUUUACCAUGUGUAUACCCGGCGCCCGAGGUGGGCGUCAAGAAGAAACGAGGGCCGUACAAGAAAGACAAGCCGGCCCGGCAACGACAUCUCGAAGAUCUAGUCAAGUAUCUUGAACCCAAAAACUCCAGUCCGGACUCGAAUGGCCACACUGAAGCCGGCAGUUCUGCUGCUGCUGGGUCUCCAGGACAUGCGUUUGGAUCCGCCACGUCCUCAAAUCAACCUUUCCCAGGGGCGGGACUCAACGCGCAUUCCGAGGAUCUGGUCAAAGACGCGUUGAUAGCAUUGACGAAGUCAUCUGUAUCAGAUCAGGACUCUCGCCUGGAUAAUGGUGCCUUCCUGGCGCAGAAUCAAUCCCAUGGGACGCAACCCGUCUCUGGCUCACAUCAUCCGUCAGUCCGAAGAAUUUUCGAGUACUGGCAUAUCUAUACGACCCGAGUAGACCCUCUGGUCAAGGUCUUCCACUGUCCGACGAUUGGCAAGACACUAUUCACUGUCAUCGAUGACCUGGGAAAGAUACCCCAGUCACUCGAAGCUCUACUCUUCAGCAUCUACUAUGCUGCCGUCAGCUCGUGUACGGCACGAGAAGUGCGACAGCGGUUCGGCGAACGUCAAGAUGUUCUCAUGAAGCGCUACGGUCGCUGCAUCGAAGCUGCAUUGGGGGACAACUACGAAAUGCCUGCAUUGGAAACCUUGCAGGCGCUAAUAUUAUACAUUAUCUGCAUCCGACGUCAGGACGACGGCACAAACAUUAGAGCCUUAUUCGGCUUGGCGGUACGAUCAGCUCAAAUGAUGGGAGUUCAUGAAGAUAUCGAGGGACGGUAUUCGCCAUUCGAGACGGAAUAUCGUCGUCGUCUCUGGUCCCAUAUCUGCGGAUUGGAAAACAGAACGGCAGAAGAAGGCGAGUCCAGAGUGACCAGCAUCAUGGCAAACCAAAGUGUCCGCCUGCCUUCGAAUCUCGACGACUGUGAUCUGUACCCUCAAAUGACGGAGCAUCCCAAGCCAAGGCAAGGUGUAACCGAGAUGACUUUUGCGCUGGCGAGGUUUGAGAUCCACCGCCUCAUGUUUGGUAUUUGGAGUAUUCGCAGGCAACGAUCGGGAAGCUGGUCUCAUGCGCCGCCGUCAGGACUUACUGGGGUGCGAGAAGACCAGAUUUCUUUCCUGGAGCAAGCCACGGAGAGGCUACAAGCAGACUAUCGCCAACAUCUGGACCCAUCACGGCCGUACGACUGGCUCUGCUUGUGCCUUAUAGAUGGCAUGCUGAUCAAAGCACAGCUACAGAUCGACUUUCCCUUUGGCACAAUACCCACCAAGGCGAUGCCAGCCGACGAACGGAGUACUUUACUCAAAGCUUCUGUUGACAUCAUCCAGUUCACCCAUCUUCUAGCCGUCGAUGAGCGGGUCGGUGACUGGCAGUGGUACUUCAGAGGCUACGUACAGUGGCACUCUAUCGCUAUUGUCGUUGCGGAGUUGGGCUGGAAUACCAAUGCACAAUUUGUCGACACCGCCUGGCAAGUGCUGGAUCCUGUACUGGCAGACUGGGAUGCAAUCUUCAAAACCAAGCGAGACGAACCAGCCUGGGACCAUGUCAAUGCUCUAAUAGAAAGAGCACGACUACUGCGGCGGCAGAAGAAGACUCAAAAGGAAAAGAAUAAGCCGACUCGUAACCUCAGCCCGGCAGAAUUCCAAAAACAAGCAUGUGGAACACCUAUCAACGCCCAGGCUAUCAUGCCGAUGCAAGAGAACGGAGAAGGCUAUUCAGCGUAUUACAACGGUACCGGGAACAUGUCUUCAACAACGCCGCAGUCCCACUCGGUCCCGACACCCACUCAUCCAUGUGCGGGACCCAGCGCACUGAUGAACUUCGACUCCACCUUCAACCCGAGCUUUGACAGCCUGGACAAUAUCGACUUCAAUGCUUUCGAUGAGGUGUUUGGGAAUGGGUCGUGGGACUUUUUGGAGCAGCUGGACGAUGUCAAUCUGCAUCUUGAGCGCAUGGAUCGGUGUCAGCAGGUUAUGGAUAUGAGGCAGUGA